Molecule: messenger RNA, 740 nt
Organism: Drosophila montana
Lineage: Eukaryota; Metazoa; Arthropoda; Insecta; Diptera; Drosophilidae
Gene: PGRP-SB1
Product: Peptidoglycan recognition protein SB1
Exons: 2
Coding region: 101-676 (191 amino acids)
Biological process (GO): peptidoglycan catabolic process; innate immune response
Molecular function (GO): peptidoglycan binding; N-acetylmuramoyl-L-alanine amidase activity; zinc ion binding
Source: RefSeq, a predicted model, not a curated record
AUGAGCAUACCCCAACCAUCUAGUGGCAAUUGCCCCGCCUUAUCGGGCUAUUUAAACAGCUCGUUUAGCAGAGUAAAUCUCAAAAGUGAAACGGCAAGCGAUGAACACAGCAGCAUUCAGGUUUCUGGCGAUUGCAGCGCUUUGCGCCAUUGCGCUGCCCGCAACGACGCAGGCGUUGACCAUUGAACCCCGUAGCAGUUGGGGUGCUGUGAGUGCCCGAUCGCCCUCACGUGUAAACGGCGCCGUGGAAUAUGUGAUCAUCCACCACUCGGAUAAUCCCAAUGGAUGCAGCACGUCACAGCAGUGCCAGCGCCUGAUUAAGAACAUACAGUCGGAUCACAAGGGCAGACGCAGCUUCAGCGACAUUGGCUACAAUUUCAUUGUUGCCGGCGAUGGCAAGGUGUACGAGGGUCGCGGCUUUGGACUGCAGGGCUCCCAUGCGCCCGGCUACAAUCGCAAGAGCAUUGGCAUCGUAUUUCUGGGCAACUUUGAGAGCAGCGCGCCCUCGGCACAGAUGCUGCAGAACGCCAAGGAUUUGAUUGAACUGGCCAAACAGGGCGGCCACCUAAAGAACGACUACACUCUGCUGGGCCAUCGACAGACCAAGGCAACCGCCUGCCCCGGCACGGCGCUCUACAACGAGAUCAAGACCUGGCCGCACUGGAAACAGAUUUAAAUUAUAGAUUAGAUGUGUCGUGAAUCUCGAUGUAGGAAAUAAAUUAUCCCAAUUUACAUGUGUA